CAACUACUCGAAGUGAAGAGGCCGUGGGAGUUCAGGCGCUGGAGCCAGAGAUUGAACAGAGGCAAACUCAGCAGCGCUAGAUCUUCGAACCAGGACUCUCCAGCGGCGUUGAUUCCGUUCCAAAGAACUUGUUUGGAAGAUCUAGGGGCAAAAAUGUCGUUCACCGGCCAGCCAAACAGAGCGGGAUCCGCCGACGAAGCUUUGGACAGGUCGUGAAGCUUUCGACUUUUGGGCAUCAGAGGAAACUGAAAUGAAAUGGGUAUGGGAAUGUUGUCAGUCCUGGAAUUGGAAAUAUACCCAAGCUUGGGUUUUUGGAUUUGGGGAAGAAGAUAGAGAUUUGUUGAAGUGAUGUUGAAGAAGAUGAGCAAAAAGAUGAAGAUUUGUUGUUGUUUGAUUUUGGUCCCUCAGAUCUGACUCUCUCUCUUUUGUUAAUUAAAUUUUUUAUAUAAUUUAAUUAAUAAUUGAUUUUUUAUUUUUUUAAUCUAUAUUAUUAUAUAUUACAUGAAUGUCACGUGGAUCACCCAUGUGUCAACUUAAGUGACAGGUCACUUUUCCGUCCCAGGGACUAACGGUCAAACUUAGAUAAUGACUAUUAUGACCGACGUCAACACUUACAGGAAUUUUUUUAACCAUUAAUGAUUUCAAGGGACUAUUAUGACCGGCGCCUUCAUUGUUAGGGACCAAAAUGAUGAUUCACUCCUCACAAAAAUGAGUUACAAUUUGAAGAGAGUAAUAAAUACAUCGUUAAUGGUGAAUUGGAGAGGAACCCUAAGUAGUGAAAUUGCAGAGUGGUGGUCGGCGUGAGUAUGGAUGGGGCGAAAGUAAGAGAGCUGAAGCAACUGGUGGAGGCAUGCAAGUCAAAUCCUUCACUUCUCCACAACCCUUCUCUUUCCUUCUUCAAGUCUUAUCUUCUCAGCCUAGGUGCUCGCAUCCCGAUCCAACCUAAAACGGAGCCUACUGAUUCUGAUGAUCAAAAUGACUUUAUAGAAUCUGAUUUAGAGUUGGAUAAUACUGAUGUCCUACAACCACAAGAACAAGAUGAACCUCAUAAUUAUAAGAUGGGAAUUCCUUCUGCUCAAGUAACAGUAACAGAGGAACAGAGGGAUGCUGCACAACUUGCAAAAUCAAAAGCACUCCAUGCUAUAUCACAAGGUAACUUGGACCAAGCACUCGACCUGCUCACAGAAGCCAUUUUGUUGAAUCCGCAUUCAGCCAUACUUUAUGCCACCAGAGCUAUUGUCUUUCAGAAAUUGAAGAAACCAAAUGCUGCUAUCCGUGAUGCUGACACUGCCUUGGAGAUUAAUCCAGAUUCAGCUAAAGGAUACAAAGCACGAGGAAUGUCAAGGGCCAUGCUGGGGCUCUGGGAAGAAGCAGCCCGUGAUCUUCGUGUGGCUUCAAACUUAGAUUAUGAUGAAGAGGUUGGUAUGUCACUUAAAAAGGUCGAGCCAAAUGCUCGCAAAAUUGAGGAGCACAGGAGAAAAUAUGAACGCCUACGAAAGCAAAAGGGGCAGAAAAAGUCUCAACCUAAGAAGCAACAACAAGCUGAAGCCCAAGAUCAAGAAGCAUUAUCUGCUUUAAAAGAUGGGCAAGUCAUUAGUAUUCACUCUGGUGGUGAACUUGAAACAAAGUUGGGUGCUGCAUCAAAAACAUCUCGCUUGGCAAUCCUGUACUUCACUGCAACAUGGUGUGGCCCUUGUCGCUUCAUUUCGCCUAUUUAUACAAGCUUGGCUGAGAAGUACCCAAAAGUGGUUUUUUUAAAAGUUGACAUAGAUGAGGCAAGGGAUGUUGCUGCACGUUGGAAUAUUAGCAGUGUUCCUUCCUUUUUCUUUGUGAAAAAUGGCAAAGAGGUUGACAGUGCGGUGGGGGCAGACAAAAGCACACUUGAAAGGAAGAUUAUACAACAUGCUGGCUCUCUUUAAGUCAAUAAUACCUUAUAAGAACCCUGAUACAAUUGUAUUUCUUUGCCAUUUCUUUUGCUUACACAUCUUUGGUGUCGUCCAGAGGCAAAGACCAGUAUGAGAGUUCCAAUGUAUUAUGAUUUGAUGUCUAAUGCUUGUGUGUAGAUAAUGUUAAUGUUGAUUUGUAAUAUCUUUCAAAUUUUCAUGCUGAUUUUAGGUUCAUGGUUACAGAAACGGGAACGAAAGUAACAUAGGACAAGGUUGCUUAUUUGGAAACUUAUGGAUGGGUCACUCACUUGAUAUUUUUUGUUA
This is a messenger RNA of Lotus japonicus, 2210 nucleotides long. RefSeq names its product TPR repeat-containing thioredoxin TDX. The transcript has 10 exons. Lineage: Eukaryota; Viridiplantae; Streptophyta; Magnoliopsida; Fabales; Fabaceae. The record is from RefSeq and is a predicted model, not a curated record. Gene Ontology annotation, molecular function: protein dimerization activity; Hsp70 protein binding. Bases 807 to 1919 code for a protein of 370 amino acids.